GUACCACCCAUUUUCCCAGCCACUUGCGGUCGACUUACCGCCUGCCAAUCACACUUCAGCUCAAGGUACGAGAACCUGUAGUUAGAGCCAACCGGACAAGAUUAAAAAAAAAUAUCUCUCUCUCUCUCUCUCUCUCUCUCUCUCUCUAUCUCUCUAUCUAUCUAUCUAUAUAUAUAUCUAUAUAUAUAUAUAUAUAGAUAUAUAGAUAUAUACACACACACACACACACACCUCCAAAACAAAAAGGUGCUGCUAACAAGUUGAGAGAGAGAAAGAAAAUAAAUCCCUCGAGGAAGUAGCGACCGCACAAACAAGUUGAGAAAGAAAAAAAUACAUCCCUUGAGGAAGUAGCUACCACACGUAAGAUAACGGAGUUAUUUGGUGGUCGUUGGAGUUCGGCUACCGGCCACUCAGGAGUCCGUUGCCAGCACAAGCCGCGGUGAGCCCGGCCUCAACAGCUGCAUGUCGACAAACACGAAAGGAACAGUGAUAUAAUUGGCAGAGAUACACCUCUCGAGGUUCCCGGCGGCGGCCCGAGACUUGAGAUGGAUGGAGGGGAUUUGCAUGAAGUGGAAGGAGAGGGAGAGAGAUGAGGGUCUAUGGAUGAGGUAGAGGUGUGGGGUGGAAAUGGCGUACAGUAGAUCAAAAGAAUUGCCCAGGUUUCUUUCAGAGCAACUCUGUAUUAAAUAUAAAAGAUACUGUACUAGGAGGAAAUUAACAUCCACGGCUGCCAUCUUGCCCUUAAAGCACUGCGCAAAUCAUAUCAACUACAUCAUUGUAAGAUGUAACAAAUGCACAUGAAUCCACAAUUUAAUUACUGCACUCUAUUAUUUACAAAACAGAUUUGAGAAACAUCCUCACUGUUUUGUUGCAGAUUAUUAGAAACAUUAAUAAACGUUACAUUUGCAAUUUAAUCCCUGUUCCAUAUUAAAUAUACUUUAGUCCUACAAUGAUUUUUAGACUAACUUUAUUUUCAGCUCAAGUUUGUGUUCAGAAUUCGCACUUAAAUCACAGCUCUGUAUUAAAUAUAAAUUCAUACAAAAAAGAAAGAAAUGCCAGGAGAACAGACCAACACAAUGAGCACACUCACACAUAGGCUGCUGUCAGCCACAGCUCACGCCCAGACACUCACACACAGACUCGUCAAAGCGUGAGCCAACCGGUCAGCGUCCUUCCAGCUUUUCAUUCUAUGCAGGUGGGUCAGGAACGUAUCCCCCGUGAUGAACGAGGCUUCACUGUAUUGUGAUAGCUUGCUAUUAAUACACAAAUAUGAAAUUUAACACUAGUCUUUAUGAAAUAAUCAUAAAAAGCACAUUGGCUAAUCGUCACCAUCCUGGACCGCACUGCCUGAAGCGUCGAUGAUGCCUUACAAAAGACUUGCUCAGAUAAGAACGCACUUUCCCAUUCACCACUUUCCUCGGCCCCUCCCUUCACCCACAACUCACCCAGCCAGCCCUUCUCCCUAUCCUCCCACCCUGCCUGCCUCCACCAUUCCCAGCAUCUGCACAGCGAGCAUUUCUUGCUCACGUUGCUGCAAGCUAACUGGGUUGCAUCUACUCCCUCAACAGCAGCGGGUAGGAAGCGGACGUUGUUUUUCAAGCCACCGCAGCCGCCAUGGAGGAUAUGCUCACCUGCUGCAGCCAGGGGGCCACAUUCUCUCAGGUGUUCGGGCGCCAGGGGCAGCUGAUGCAAGCCACCGUCCAGUCGCUCAACAGCCUCAACGACCAGAUCGCUCAGUUCAUGGUGAGCCGGCCGAGGAUCCUGAGCCAUGAUGAGCGCGACUUCCUGACUGGGGAGCAGGACCCCUUGACCAAGUCCAUGACCCUCAUGAGACACCUGCUCAUGGACGCGCAGGGGAAAAUCCUCAAAAUGAUGGAGGACAACAAGCAGCUGGGCCGCCACAUCGACGGGGCCAUCCGCUCGGCCGGCCAGGAAGUCAGCAACCUGCGCUCGGAGCUGACGGCCACCAACUGCAGGCUGGCUGGCCUAGGAGCCGGCAGCCCCGCCGCCUUGGAGAACCACCACCACCGGCAGCACAAGCACCACGCUGACAGCCUCCGCUACCGGGAUCCAGCCGUGCAUCACAGGCAGAAGACGGUGGUGACGGACAUGUGCUACCCAGCAGAGAUUUCCAGCCUGAUGGACUUUGGCUCUCCCGACUGCUCGCUGGGCAAAGUGUUGUUGCACGAGGAGGUGGCCCAGCUUCAGGAGGAGGUGCACCUUCUGCGGCAAAUGAAGGACAUGCUGGGCAAAGACCUGCAGGAGGAGUCGCAGGGAGGAGGCACCGCGGGCCUGCUCUCCGCAGCUGAGCUCCACGUACAGCUGGGCGACAAGGAGCAGGAGCUGGACCGUGCCAAGGAGGCCUUGCAAGCCAUGAAAGCCGACCGUAAACGUCUAAAAGGGGAAAAGGGCGACUUGGUGAGUCAAAUGCAACAGCUGUACACGACGCUGGAGAGCCGAGAGGACCAGCUCCGAGAAUUCAUACGCAACUACGACCAGCACCGAAAGGAGAGCGAGGAUGCAGUGAGGUUGCUGGCCAAGGAGAAGGACGUGCUGGAAAGGGAGAAGUGGGACCUGCGGCGACAGACCAAAGAGGCCACGGAGCAGGCCAACAUCCUGCGCUCUCAGCUGGACAUGAAGGAGAACAGGAUCAAGGAGCUGGAGGCCGAGCUCACCAUGGCCAAGCAGUCUCUGGCCACACUGACUAAAGACGUCCCCAAGCGCCACUCGUUAGCCUCCACCAACAACGCCGGCGGCGCCGAGCCCGUGGUGAACGGCAGUCAGGAGUGGGUGAUGCAGGCCGAUCUGCCGCUGACCGCCGCUAUCCGGCAGAGCCAGCAGACCCUCUACCACGGACACAACGCCGACAGACAAGCUGUGGUCAGGGUCAGCCCCUGCCACUCGCGCCAGCCGUCCGUCAUCUCUGACGCUUCGGCCGCCGACGGGGACCGCUCGUCCACGCCCAGCGACAUCAACUCCCCCCGCCACCGGACGCACUCCCUCUGCAAUUCCAUGGAGGACCUGGAGGAGCAGAAGCGUAAGAAGAAGAAGGAGAAGAUGACGCUGGGCUCGCUGUCGCGCGUCUUCGCCCGAGGGAAACAGCGCAAGUCUCUGGACCCGGGCCUGUUUGAUGACUGCGAAGGCCUCAUGUCCGACAAUGAGGAGCAGCUGGACCGCCUCCAGCAGGCGGCGCUCACCCGGACCACGUGCAUGUCUCUGUGGAGGGCGGGCGCUGUCCAGGCCUGGCUGGAGGUGGUCAUGGGAAUGCCCAUGUACACGCGGGCCUGCUCUGAAAACGUCAAGAGUGGCAAGGUUCUUCUCGGCCUGACUGAUGAGGAUUUAGAGAUGGGACUCGGCAUUAGCAACCCAAUUCAUCGCAGGAAACUAAGACUAGCCAUCGAGGACUACAGGAGAGCCGAACGAGACCAAGGUUUAUCCAAAUCGUCCGACAUGGACCAUCACUGGGUGUCGACUUCGUGGCUGAGCGACGUGGGUCUGCCUCAGUACUCGCAGACCUUCCACGGUCACCUGGUGGACGGCCGGGUGCUAAGUUCUCUCGGCCGCCGAGAUCUGGAGAGAUACCUGGACGUCAGCGACCGCUCCCACCAGACCAGUCUGUUGCUGUCCGUGCAGCUCCUGCAGGUGCUGGGCUUCCGUAAGGAGGCCUUGCAGGCACGAAGGGCAAAAUGUGAGCAGCAAGACCGGGACCCCAUCGUUUGGACCUGUCACCGAGUAAGGAAGUGGAUCAGGGACAUUGACCUCAAGGAGUUUGCCGACAAUCUUCAGGGUAAAGGCGUCAACGGUGCCGUGCUGAUUCUUGACCCGGCUUUCGACGCGGACGCCAUGGCAAGAGCGCUGGAGAUCCCCGUCAACAAACACAUGCUCCAUCGGCAUCUGCGUGAGGAGAUGAAAGCGCUCACCGCCGCUAGCAGCAACGUGGAGCAGGAAUGCGAGGUGGUCCUUUCUUCUACGCCGGUGGCCGUCCACCGCUUUGGUGAGGGGAGGGUGCCGAUGAGGAGAUCCAGCAAGAGUCCGCUGAGGUUCCGCGCAGCGAGCCGCCCGGCAGAAGCUCGUGUUCAGUCGGGGCCUCGGACCUCACGCGGUCCCGUGCACGCCCGCAAGAGCGUCGAGAUCACCAAUGUGUGAACAGCACCUGUGUUUACAUGGAUGUAACAUUGUUUACUACACAGAAAAAGAACACUUCACUGGACUGAUCUGCAAAGCUUUUACCUCGUCAAAAAGGGAUCGAUUGGGAAAAAUGACUUUUUAAUGUCCUGUAUACAAAUGUAAUAACUCAGCCAUCAAAUGUGAAAUUAAACAACCAAGUAAAUCUUUUGUUUUCAGCUUCUGAUUUUUUUCUGGAUUGUUAUGUAGCAGUGGGGCUGGUUUGCACAAUAACCACCAACUUUCUUCGCCCCUGACAAGAUCCUGAGCCGCUUUCAAGUGACUACAAUGGUUGAAACGCUAUCAUGCAGAAACCGCAACAUCGCCACUGCUUUCAUGUCAAAGA
Phycodurus eques (leafy seadragon) is the source of this 4510-nucleotide messenger RNA. It is a transcript of the gene kaznb, whose product is annotated as kazrin, periplakin interacting protein b. The record is from RefSeq and is a predicted model, not a curated record. The coding region runs from base 1615 to 4146 and encodes 843 amino acids. The transcript has 19 exons. Gene Ontology annotation, molecular function: protein binding. Lineage: Eukaryota; Metazoa; Chordata; Actinopteri; Syngnathiformes; Syngnathidae.